UAAUGCCUAUCGGGAAAUGACGAUUUCUUUCAGUCGCCGGUGCUACAUGUCCCUUCAUUAAUGCAAUAGCAGUGUAGACACGUUUUUUGGAAAUAUUGUUCAAUCUAAGGUGUCUCCAUGGUGAUGAAGUCAUCGGUGGAGGAGGAUGACGCUGGCUGGGGCCUGGGCGUGCCGGAGAAGAUGAGAAGCAAUGCACACUGGGUGGAUAUUACCCAGGACUUUAAAGCAGCCUGCAGAGAGCUAAACCUCGGAGAGCUGCUCCAUGACAAGAUGUUCGGGCUCUUUGAGGCCAUGUCGGCCAUUGAGAUGAUGGACCCAAAGAUGGAUGCUGGAAUGAUUGGUAACCAAGUGAACCGGAAGGUGCUCAACUUCGAGCAGGCUGUGAGGGAGGGGGCGAUACGUGUACGAGACCUGAGUCUGCCUGAGCUCAUCGGGAUCAUAGACACCUGCUUCUGCUGUCUGAUCACGUGGCUGGAGGGUCAUUCUCUCGCCCAGACCGUCUUCACCUGUCUGUUUGUGCACAACCCUGAGCUGAUCCAGGACCCCGCCCUCAAGGCCUUCUGUCUGGGCCUGCUCAAGCUGUGUGACAUCGCCCGCGACAAGAUCAACAAGGCCGCCGUGUUCGAGGAGGAAGACUUCCAGGCCAUGACCUACGGCUUUAAAAUGGCCAACAACGUGACGGACCUGCGGGUGACAGGUAUGCUGAAGGAUGUAGAGGACGACAUACAGAGAAGAGUUAAGAGUACACGCAGCAGGCAGGGAGAGGAUCGGGAUCCAGAGGUGGAGUUGGAGCAUCAGCAGUGCCUGGCCCUGUUCAGCAGAGUGAAGUUCACACGACUCCUCCUCACUGCACUCAUUGCCUUUACCAAGAAAGAGACCAGUGCAGUGAGUGAGGCUCAGAAGCUGAUGAUUCAAGCCGCUGACCUCCUGUCGGCCAUCCACUCCACCAUUCACCAUGGCAACCAACCCCAUAAUGACACCAGUAAAGGAGAUCACCCGAUCAUGAUGGGAUUUGAGCCACUGGUAAACCAGAGGCUCCUGCCCCCGACGUUCCCUCGCUACGCAAAGAUCAUGAAGAGAGAAGAGAUGGUGGAGUACUUCAGCAAACUGAUCCAUCGCAUCAUCACCGUCUGCAACAUCAUCAACACCACCAACCUGCACUGCAUUCUGGACUUCUUCUGUGAGUUCAGUGAGGCGUCGCCCUGCGUACUCUCCAGGUCCCUUCUGCAGACCACGUUCCUGAUAGACAAUAAGAAAGUGUUUGGGACUCAUCUCAUGCAGGAUCUCAUUAAAGACGCACUCCGAAGCUUCGUCAGUCCGCCCGUCUUGUCCUCAAAAUGCAGUCUGUAUAACAAUCCCCAGGCCAAAGACUACAUCGACUCCUUCCUCACACACUGUUCACGGCCAUUCUGCAGUCUGAUCCAGAUACAUGGACACAACCGCGCUCGACAGAGAGACAAGCUGGGACACAUACUGGAGGAGUUUGCCACUCUUCAAGAUGAGGCAGAGAAGGUAGACGCUGCUCUUCACAGCCUGCUGCUGAAGCUGGAGCCGGGGCGGCAGCACCUGGCCUGUGUGGGCACCUGGGUUCUGUACCACAGCCUGCGCAUCAUGAUCCUCUACCUGCUCAGCGGCUUCGAGCUCGAGCUCUACAGCACACACGAGUACUACUACAUCUACUGGUAUCUGUCUGAGUUCCUGUACGCGUGGCUGAUGUCGACACUGAGCCGGGCAGACAGCUCUCAGAUGGCCGAGGAGAGGAUCCUGGAGGAACAGCAGAAGGGACGCAGCAGCAAGAAGAGCAAGAAGAGCAAGAAGAAGGCUCGUCCUCUAGGGAAAGAAAUUACCAUGAGCCAGGCCUACCAGAACAUGUGUGCUGGCAUGUAUAAGACUAUGAUAGCGCUGGAUAUGGACGGGAAGGUGGGGAAACCUCAGUUUGAGCUGGACAGCGAACAGGUGCGCUACGAGCAUCGCUUCGCUCCCUUCAACAGCGUAGUCACGCCGCCACCUGUCCACUACAUCCAGUUUAAGGAGAUGUCUGACUUGAAGAAGUACAGUCCCCCCCCACAGUCGGCAGACCUCUAUAUGGCGGCCAGCAAACACUUCCAGCAGGCCAAACUCAUCUUGGAGAACAUCGCCUGCCCUGACGAUGAGGUCAAUCGGAUUCUCAAAGUUGCCAAACCCAACAUUGUGGUGAUGAAGCUGCUAGCAGGAGGACACAAAAGAGAGACCAAGGCAUUACCAGAGUUCGAUUUCUCCGCACACAAAUAUUUCCCUGUGGUGAAGAUUAUCUGAGGCCUCUCCAAUGUGUGUGUGUGUGUGUGCACGCGCACACACCUCUGCUGAAUGGACAAACCCUACGCUGGAACUCAGAACCCCCCGAAGCUCGUUUAUUCUCCCCAGCACUCCGAACAAUAACAUCACUUCAUCUUUCAAAAAUACACAAAAACAUACAUACAUACAUACAUACAUACAUACAUACAUCUUACAGUCAUCCCAGCUGCCUGAGCAAUGUCAUACCGAAGUGUUUCAAUAUUGAUUAAAAGACUUGAUAAUUAAUAUAAAAA
Messenger RNA from Clupea harengus (Atlantic herring), 2567 nucleotides. RefSeq names its product N-alpha-acetyltransferase 35, NatC auxiliary subunit (gene naa35). Gene Ontology annotation, biological process: N-terminal peptidyl-methionine acetylation. Gene Ontology annotation, cellular component: NatC complex. The record is from RefSeq and is a predicted model, not a curated record. NCBI's taxonomy places the organism in Eukaryota, Metazoa, Chordata, Actinopteri, Clupeiformes, Clupeidae.